Molecule: messenger RNA, 1979 nt
Organism: Brassica oleracea var. oleracea
Lineage: Eukaryota; Viridiplantae; Streptophyta; Magnoliopsida; Brassicales; Brassicaceae
Product: lycopene epsilon cyclase, chloroplastic
Exons: 11
Coding region: 129-1721 (530 amino acids)
Biological process (GO): carotenoid biosynthetic process
Molecular function (GO): oxidoreductase activity, acting on paired donors, with incorporation or reduction of molecular oxygen
Source: RefSeq, a predicted model, not a curated record
CAAGUCAUUGUGAAAAGGAAACAUAACGAAGGAAAAAGCCAGAUUCCCUUCCCUUCUCUGCUACUUAUACUUCAAUAGAACAGCAACAAUGGUGUGAGAGUUCGUCCUCUUCUCGCUGAACUUGUAAAAUGGAGUGUGUUGGUGCUCGCAAUUUCGCUGCAAUGGCGUUCACAGCUUUUCCUUCUCGGAGCUCCCGACCGGCGGUGAAGAGAUACAGUUUUAAGAAUCUUCGCUGCGGUUUGUGUAGUAGAGUCGUCAGAGCUAGCGUCGGCAGCGGAGGAGGAGGCUCCGGUAGCGAGAGUUGCGUUGCGGUGAGGGAGGAUUACGCUGACGAAGAAGAUUUUGUGAAGGCUGGUGGUUCGGAGAUUAUGUUCGUUCAAAUGCAGCAGAACAAAGACAUGGAUGAACAGUCUAACCUCGUUGAUAAGUUACCUCCUAUAUCAGUUGGUGAUGGUGGUGCUUUGGACCUAGUGGUUAUUGGUUGUGGUCCUGCUGGUUUAGCCUUGGCUGCAGAGUCAGCUAAGUUAGGACUAAAAGUUGGACUGAUUGGUCCGGACCUUCCUUUCACUAACAACUACGGUGUUUGGGAAGAUGAAUUCAACGAUCUUGGCUUGCAAAAAUGUAUUGAGCAUGUAUGGAGAGAUACUAUUGUCUAUCUAGACGAUAACAAUCCCAUUACCAUUGGCCGUGCUUAUGGAAGAGUUAAUCGACGGUUACUCCACGAGGAGCUCUUGAGGAGGUGUGCCGAGUCAGGUGUCUCGUAUCUUUGCUCAAAAGUUGAGAGCAUAACAGAAGCUCCUGAUGGCCUUAGGCUCGUUGCCUGUGAAAAAAACACCAUUGUUCCGUGCAGACUUGCCACUGUUGCGUCUGGAGCAGCUUCAGGGAAGCUCUUGCAAUACGAACUUGGAGGACCUAGAGUCUGUGUCCAAACUGCAUAUGGCGUGGAGGUUGAGGUGGAAAACAGUCCAUAUGAUCCAGAGCAAAUGGUUUUCAUGGACUACAGAGAUUAUACGAACCAGAAAGUUCGGUGCUUAGAAGCUGAGUAUCCAACGUUUCUUUACGCCAUGCCUAUGACAAAGACGAGAGUAUUCUUUGAGGAGACAUGUCUAGCCUCAAAAGAUGUCAUGCCCUUUGAUUUGCUUAAAAAGAAGCUCAUGUUACGAUUAGAUACACUCGGAAUCCGAAUUCUAAAGACUUACGAAGAGGAAUGGUCUUAUAUCCCAGUAGGUGGUUCCUUACCAAACACUGAACAAAAGAACCUCGCCUUUGGUGCUGCAGCUAGCAUGGUACAUCCCGCUACAGGCUAUUCAGUUGUGAGAUCUUUGUCUGAAGCUCCAAAUUAUGCAUCAGUCAUCGCGGAUAUACUAAAACAUGAUACUACUUCCUUCACCAAACACAUCAACACCAAUAUUUCAAGACAAGCUUGGGAUACUCUAUGGCCACAAGAAAGGAAACGACAAAGAGCAUUCUUUCUCUUCGGCCUUGCGCUCAUAGUUCAACUCGAUAUCGGAGGCAUUAGGAGCUUCUUCCACACUUUCUUCCGUCUUCCAAAAUGGAUGUGGCAAGGGUUUCUAGGAUCAACAUUAACAUCAGGAGAUCUGGUUCUGUUUGCUUUCUACAUGUUCAUCAUUGCACCAAACAAUUUAAGAAAAGGUCUCAUUAAUCAUCUGGUCUCUGAUCCAACCGGAGCAACCAUGAUUAAAACCUAUCUCAGAGUAUGAUUAUCUCUCAUCCACUCUUGGGUUUGUAUAUAACAAGUUAUCGAUCUAAGGAUGGUAUGGUAUGUUGGUUACUAGGAAAACUGGUUACAUUCGUGUAUAGAAUCUACGGGUCAUUUUUCUUUUUUUUUGCUGCAUUCUCAUUAAGAGUUAGAUUCAAAGUGAUGUAUGUCAAUCACUAGUCACCAAUGAGUGAUACAGUCAUUUAUUUGUAUUGGUAUAUAAUGCUUAAAAUGUUUAAAUUAAAUCUUGAUUCAGGCU